This is a messenger RNA of Psammomys obesus (fat sand rat), 1119 nucleotides long. Its product is annotated as translation initiation factor IF-2-like. Lineage: Eukaryota; Metazoa; Chordata; Mammalia; Rodentia; Muridae. Bases 1 to 1119 code for a protein of 372 amino acids. The transcript has 4 exons. The record is from RefSeq and is a predicted model, not a curated record.
AUGCACCUAAACUGGUUAACAUCCCUCACCCUGAAGAACCUGGGGCUGAGGAAACUGGCCACGGGCUCCAGUGGCACACAUGGAAGCAAACCUUUCGGGAAAAAUCCCCGCCUGCUGUCCCCACCCCCACCCUCCCCGCCCAAGAAUGCGCUUCCCGUGCUCCGAGGGUCUGGGGCGGGGGGCGCCCUUCCCUGUGCGCCCGCCCGCGUCAGGGCUAAACUGAGGCGCACGGGGCCGCGCCCUCCCGUGUGCGGUUCCGCCUCCCGCCGCCUCGCACGAACUUCCCACGGGAGUUUGCGGGGCGUUCUAAGUUUGGGCGUGAAACCGAACACCUCCUCUGGCUGGCAGGACGCAGCUCAGGCAGAGGCGCGGACCCCCGACGGCCACGCCGCGCCGGGCGGGCCAUUGUCUCAGCCGUCCCUCCCAGCCCCACGCGUGGCCACGGCCGUGGGGACGCGGCCCCGGCGCCCCUUUACCUGCGGCCGUACGGCUGCACCGCCCAGCCGUGGGCUGAACGAGCGGCAGGGGCGGCGCGGCCUUUGUGCGUCUGCCGCUGCCCCGACGGCGCCGGGACCGGGACGGGGCAGCGCCAUGCCCGCCUCCCACGGCCGCGGGCGCCGGGACCCCCACCCCCACAGCGGCUCCGGGGGGCCGGGCUCACCUCCGGCGCGGGGCGAGGGAGCGGCGCGGGCGCCCCCUACUCGUCCGCGCGGGGACAGUGCAGGCGCGGGGUCCCUGCGCGGGCGGCCGGCGUCCGGCGGGGGGACUGUUGGGGCAGAAAGUGCUCGCAGCAGCUGUUGCGCCCUCCCCACGGCCGCGCCGCCCGACGCCACGCCCCCAGCCGCGCUGGGCACGCCCCCUCGGCGCCCGCGCCUGUGCGCAAGCGCACUCCCGACCCGCCCACAGCCGCCGGCCACGCCCCCCACGGGCCCCCGAGGCGCGAGCCCCGCAGAGCAGCGCGCGCACCCCACUCCCACCCCGUGGGCUCCCGCGCACGCGCGCCCCGCGCCGCCUCCCGCCAUCCGGCUUAACGUGGCGCGCUCGCGCCCGGGCGGUUCCAGUGACAGUUUCAUGUCUAAAUUUGGAGUUGGUACCAAAGAAUCUACUUACUUUGCAUAG